This is a messenger RNA of Dicentrarchus labrax (European seabass), 5555 nucleotides long. RefSeq names its product ankyrin repeat domain 6a (gene ankrd6a). Bases 1982 to 4147 code for a protein of 721 amino acids. Lineage: Eukaryota; Metazoa; Chordata; Actinopteri; Moronidae. The transcript is spliced from 20 exons. The record is from RefSeq and is a predicted model, not a curated record. Gene Ontology annotation, molecular function: protein binding.
UUGUGGCGUAAACACCAAGAUGAAACAGAUGUUGCAAAAGCAUUCAGUUUGCCAAAGAAUUUAAAAGAAAGGAAACAGCAGUUAGACUAUAUACGAAAUAAGGGGAACUUUGAGCACAACAGUGACGUUUUGGAGACACAAAAAAGGCAAACUCAUCCCAUGGAAGCAACCACAGAAAAAAUCUGAAGGACAGGAAUUUAUACAUUGUGUUCACUGCUAUGGCUUGUUCCCAAGAAGAGCAAUGUGGCGGCAUUUUCAGCUAUGCAGCUUCAAACCUGAGAGUACUAAACCAGGUAAAACUCGAGUUCAAGCUUUGUGUGCUUUCGCUGAACCUGCUCCACCUGGAUUUAACAAUGCUUAUUGGAAGUUCGUAAGUGUUAUGAAUCAAGACAUGAUUGUAGUUGCUAUUAAAGAAGCUGCAUUCUCAAGUAUGGUUACAGACUGUUCAAGAAGAACGAGAGGAUAGUCAGUCAACACCAGUACAUUCGGCAAAAACUGACAGAGCUUGCCAGGCUGUUAUUGGAAGCAAUAAAAGUUACACAUGUGAAGACCAUCCAAGAACUAAUAAAACCUGAACAGUAUGGUCAGGUUGUCACUGCUGCAAAGAGCCUAUCUGGAUUCAGUGAGCAAACUGGCAAAUACCGAUCCGUCUCUUGCUUGCGAGGUUGGACACAGCUUGCAUUCUUUGGCCAUGUUUAUCAAGUCCAAAGGCCUGAAAAAGAAAGAUAAACAAGCUACUCAAGAUGCUGAGGAGUUUGCGCUGCUUUAUCAAGAAAGUUGGAGAUUUGACAUUGCAUGCCAAGCAUUAACUCAACUUGACCAGACCAAAUGGAAUGCUCCUCAACUGUUACCAAAAAGAUAUCCAAAAGCUCCAUUGUCAUCUAGCUGAGAAACAGCAGCAACAGAAGGGUGCUGUGUGGAAAUGGAUAUCUCUUUGCAUUACCACACUCUGUCCAUUACGCUUCUGACUGCAUAAGGCACUUUAUGAAAGAAUGUGAUCACAUCAAAAAUCCGAAAGCAUUAACAUCAACAAAACUAAGGAAACAUAUCGCCACCCUCUCUACUGUAUUGAACCUUUAGACCACAGAACUCGAUCAGUUGGCAGACUUCCUCGGGCAUAAUAUUGCUGUCCACCGAAAGCACUACCGCCUUCCGGAGGGCACCCUCCAGUUGGCCAAAAUCAGCAAAGUGCUCCUGGCAAUGGAACAGCUAGGAGAAUACAAAGGAAAGAGUCUGGAUGAAAUUCAAGUUGACAUGAAUGAUUCCUGCAGCUCCAGUAGCUCUGAUCGACUUCUCCUCUGCAAAAUCCAAAAAACAAAAGCUUGAUCGUUCCAUUGAUGGCAGGACAACUGAAAACAAGUUAUGGAUGCAAACAUAAAGCACAAGCCAGAGGAGCGUAUGAGAAGCUGAUGGGUCGGGAGCAUGCAGGUUUCUCCUGUAUGGACAGUGGUCUCUGGCUGAACCCCAAGUGGCCAUACAUGGGGUCCUCCCCUGAUGGCAUUGUCACUUCUGACUGUCACGGAACUGGCAUCUGCGAGGUUAAGAUAUCAGUCUGCCAGGAGAACAGGGGUCAGAAGAUGAGGAGAGCAUGUCAUCCCUGCACGACUGCACCUCCACAUCACAAGUCCAAAAUCAGGGAGUGUCUCCAACAGAUGUCAGUAUGCCAGGAGAACAGGGGUCAGAAGAUGAGGUCACCAUGUCAUCCCUGCAAGAAUGUACCUCCACAUCACAAGUCCUAAACCAGUGUGGGUCUGCAAGAAAGAGAGCUGUAGUGCACUACAACAGCUGCCGUCCUCUCAGCACAUCUUCACACACUGAGUAGCCGGCCUGCUGUUGCUGUUGCUGUUGCUGUAUCAUCCUCUUACACACUACAAACCCAGCUACCAACUAUUUUUAAAGGCUUGUUUGGAUUUUGCAUGGAUGCUCCUUUCGGCUACAGCAGCGACUGACUGAAGUCUGCAGGCUCUAUGAAGGAUAAGUCAUGAGCGGGCAGGCAGUGGUCAACGCACCUUCUUCAUCACGCCAGGGUCACCAGACGGCCCUGCACCGGGCUGCCAUGGUGGGGAACAGUGAUGCCGUGGCUGCUCUGAUUCAGGGAGGCUGUGCUCUGGACCUGCAAGACAGAGACGGCAACACUGCGCUGCAUGAAGUGUCCUGGCAUGGUUUCACUCAGUGUGUCAAACUGCUGGUCAAGGCGAAAGCUGAUGUACACAUCGGGAACAAGGCAGGAAACACCGCGCUGCACCUGGCCUGUCAGAACGCACACGCUCAGACUGCUCGCCUCCUGCUGCUCGGAGGGGCCACACCAGACACCAAGAACAAUAGGGGGGACACGUGUUUGCAUGUGGCUGCUCGCUACAACAACCUGUCCUUGGUGAAGAUCCUGCUGAAUUCACUGUGCACUGUGACAGAGAGGAACCAGGGAGGGGACACAGCUCUCCAUGUGGCUGCUGCUCUGAACCAUAAGAAGACAGUUCAGCUCCUACUGGAGGCAGGGACUGAUGGGACAAUCAGAAACCAUGCAGGUAAAACAGCCCUUGACAAGGCCAGAGAUAACAACCACAAAGAUGUGGCACUUCUGUUGGCCAGAGCUCCUCAGGUUCAUCGCUUCAUGCGAGGAAGAACAAUAAGGAAACAAAGAGAGAGACUGACAGCUGAGCGCCGGACCCAGUCUGUCACCAGGGUAGACAUUCUACCAAACAAGGAGGACAGCAGUUCUGUGGUGGAGGAAACCCCCAGCAGUGAACACACGGAGAGCAGAACUGCCGUCAAGGUGGGUCCUCACCAACAGCAGAAGCAGCAGCAGCAGCUUUACCACAAGAACCCAGCGGCCACCAGCAGCCCCUACAACCACCACAAGCGGAGAGCCAAGGAACAGGCUUGGAAUGGAGAUGAUCUGAGAAAAGGCAAGAAUGACCUCAACAUUAAGAGGGAUCUGCUCUGUGAUAAUGGUGAAGACAGUUCUGCUAAGAAUGGAAAAACCUAUCAACUUUACACACUGUACCGUGAUAAGGAUGGCAACAUUAGACAGGCACCAGCCGAUGGAUGCCAUUGUAGGCCCCUGCUCAAGAAGCUAGAGGGCCAACUGCAAUUCACACAGGAGGAGAUGAAGCUGCACAUCCUGAACGUCCAGGAGCAAGUCAACAGUAGGCUGGGCCAAAUGGACCGCAGGAACAGACACCAGAUUAAAGUGUUGGACAUGCUGAAUCAGGAAAGAGCAGCAGCAGAGAGGAAGAACAUAAUGUACAGGACCGAGCAGAGAAUUGCCCAGGGAAGAGAGGAAACCCUGAUGACACAGCAGGCAGCGGUGAGUAAUGAAUUGAAGAGGUGGUGUAUGUCCCAGCUGAAGGACAUGGAUGUUCAAGUCCCAGCCAAAGCCCAGUAUUACAAACUCCUCCCUUCACCGUCUGUGGAGCAGUCUGUGGCAGACACUGACCUGGAGUCACUCCCCUUGCUUUCUGUGGUAUCUGGAGACAGCAGCACUUCACUGGCUACCUAUGUCAACAUCUUGCCAUCCAAAUCUACCAACAGUCUGGGAGGCCCCAAGCAAGAGCAGCUGGGGAGCAGGACAUACUUUGAAAUGAAAGUGGACAGGUCACCAGAUGACUAUGAGAACACAGCCCUGUUCCCUCUGCCUACCAAAACCCCUUCAGACCUCCUGCUGGGCUCGGGAGUGAAGGACAGUCCCACAGGAGCAAUGGUGCCACUGUGUGGGGAGGGCUUCUCAAGCAGCUGCAGCCAGUCCAGCAUCAGCGACCCGGGACCCAGACUCAUCCAACAUCAGGAACAGUACAGGACACACUAUGGAGAGCUGAUGAGCACCCACAACCAUGCAGGGAUACACACUGAGAGCACCAGGACUCUGGAGUUCUUUAUCGACCGUCCCACUGAGCCCACAUUUAGCCAAGAGAGGAACAAUCUGCAUGCCAAAGAGGUGACUCAGCGUUUCUUUGAGACGGUAUCAACUCAGCUGGAGCGUUGGUAUGAGAGGAAGCUCAUGGAGGUGGAGCAUCAGACGGAGCUGAGAGCCCAGCAGGACAGAAAGGAGCUACAGCAGCGAAUAAGCGCGCUGGAGGAGGAGCUUCAGAAGCUGAAGACAAAUGAGAAUGCAGAAAACUCAGACGUUAUUAAUACUGGAGGAAACUAAUGGAGAAUUUUUCACUUUUGCUUUAAUAUUUAAAAACUCAUAUCACCUUUGUUUACAGCGGGCGGCAAAAAGAGUGGCAGCUGCCUCCCCUCUUGUUUUGCCCCUAAAAGUUGUAAAAAAAAAACAGCCAAAUAAAUAAACAAAUAAAUAAGAAGUGCAUACAUAGAUUACAGUAAUAAUAUACUUCCCCCAGUAACUAGUAGGGUAGCUAAUUACUAAUACAUUUCAUUAAUAUUACAGUUACCCCCUCAAAAAAUAUUAGUUACCAGACAAAGUGUAAUCUUAAACUGAGAAUAGCUGAACAUAAAGCAGCUAUAAGAAUUCAAAAUAAAGAUUAAGCUACAUACCUUAUUAAGGUAUAUUUAAUAGUUAUUCUAUAAAUACAUUCACCUCCUGCUACUUCUGAUAUGUACUAUUGUGUAUUUUGUAUAGUACCCUCUUUCUUCUAAUAUAUUUCUUGUAUUUUUUCUACUUUUUUCUACUAGUUUUUGAUACAUAUCUUAAUUUGAGGAAAUUCAAGUGUUUUGUGCUCAAUUAUGGUAUCUUAUUGAAAUGUAUGCAUCCUACAUCUGGAAUUGUCAGCUUUUGUGCUCUGACACUAACUGCAGCUUAUAGUCCUAUGGAAAUAGAAUGCAAUAUUUAUGUCUAAUGUUGUGUGAUAGAAUUAUAGUUGUUAUUGCCUAUUAUUGUUGAUGUUUUGAAGUGUAUUUGUAUUGGGGAAUGUGAGCCUAUUGGUCAGCACCUAACCAGUCAAAGCUGCAGUAGGUAACUUUUAUAAAAGAAUAACCUUUUGUCAUAUUUGCUGAAACUUUCACUAUAUCCUGACAUCAGACAGAUAAUCUGUGGAAAAAAUCAGGUUCCUCUAGCUCCUCCUAGAGCUCUAAUGGCAUAUGCAAGAACCCACCGGGCCUGAAGAAAAACAACCAAUCAGCGCAAAGAAAGAUAGUUGAUUGUCAUUCCCAGGUCAUCAGAUACCAACACUGGGAAUGAGACUCAACAAUCAAUUAUCUUCAAGCCUCCAACCCAAAGUGUCUUUUACUUUCUUGGCUCUGAUUGGUUGUUUUCAUUCAGGCACAGUGGAUUCUUACAAAUGCCAUUAGAUUAUAGCCACAGAUUAUCUGUUUCAUGUACUACUGUCAGGAUAUAGUGAAAGUUCCAGCAAAUAUGACAAAAAGUUAUUUUUUAUAAAAGUUACUGCAGCUUUAAAGGCUCUCCUGAUGGCAAUCGAGCACAGAGGGACUCUGAUUAAGCAACAUGUGAAAUACAUAGUUCGCUCCUUUUUGUUUUUAAUGUAAUAUAUUGAUUAAAUAAUGUCAAUCCUAGUAUCAUGGUGUGCACUGGAAGAUUUGUAAACCAGUUGUAAUGUCAUAAAAUAUGUAAAUAUAAAAUAAAAAUAAUUUACAUGAAA